Messenger RNA from Dicrocoelium dendriticum, 667 nucleotides. Lineage: Eukaryota; Metazoa; Platyhelminthes; Trematoda; Plagiorchiida; Dicrocoeliidae. The record is from the annotation of a GenBank genome assembly.
UGUUGGAACGGGGAUGACGAAUGUUGUGAUUACAGACCGCAAGCAUUGUGCAACGCGGUGAAAUGGAAAUGUGGACGUGCUACUCGUUUCGUGUAGUAGAACUACGUGCUCUUCGCGAUCCAUGUGCGUCCGACAUUUGUUUGUGUAUGUAUGUAGGGUGUAUUUCGUCCAUAUGGUGUGUUGUGUGAUAGAUAUGGGAUGUUGGUUGCUACACGGUAUCUCCUGGUUUUGUACAAUCUAAUCUGAUGGGUGUGUGCACAUGCGCUAUUUUGGCUGUGUAUGCCAAUGGUAUUUUGAUGAUAGUAUUCCAUUUAUUGUUAAUAUCCGUUGAAGCGUAUUAGUGCGAGCUUGUUGUUGCAUGUGGAUGACAGUGUCUUGGUUAUUUUUCUUUUACUUUUUGUGGAGUAUGUUUAUUUUUUGUGUAUAUGAAUGGAACACUGUUUUGUAUUAUGUAGUUGUUUGCUUUUUGUUUCUAUGUUUUGUUACAGAGCUCUUGUUUCGUUUGUUAUACUUUGGCGAUUGUGGUUUUCACUGCCAUGCUGUUUGUGUUUUGAGUAUGGUGUGUUGGAAGGGGUAUAACGGAUGCUGUGCUUGCAAACCGCAAGUGUUGUGCAACAUGGUGCAAUGGAUGUGUAGACAUGCUACUCGUUUCGUGUAGUAGAUGUAG